Messenger RNA from Penicillium egyptiacum, 1167 nucleotides. The record is from the annotation of a GenBank genome assembly. NCBI's taxonomy places the organism in Eukaryota, Fungi, Ascomycota, Eurotiomycetes, Eurotiales, Aspergillaceae.
AUGGAGUUCGCAAAUGUAGAAUUUGUUGUUAAUAGCUCGUCUGACUCGCCAAUUUUCAAAACCCACGAGACAAUCCAUGGCGAGGUCCUUUUUACACCUCAUCAAGAAACAAACAUUGAAGACAUAAGUAUCACAUUCAAAGGCAUGACGCGAGUCGAAGUUGAGAACAUGAAUACACAUAUUGCUCUGCCCUUCAACCAACUAGAGAGACGCUUCCUAAGCAUGGAGUUGCCGAUUUCCGACUACUUUGAGGAUAUAAGCACACUCAAAUCUGGCAGAAAUUAUCGACUGCCCUUCAAGUUUAUCAUCCCCGAGGAACUUCCCAUCCAUGCCUGUCAUCACCAAUGCGGCAAUAGCCAAAUCCAACGAGAACAUCUGCAGCUACCCGCAAGUCUCAGCUACCGUGCCACAAAAUCACACGAAAUCCAUGACAUGUCACCAGAAAUGGUGGAAGUGGUCUAUAGUAUCAGCUUUUCGCUGUGGCAGCAAAAUAGCAAGACAGGAAGGUCGAAGAUCCAGGAAACAACCCAUCCUGUGAAAAUCCUGCCAACGCGAAACGAGCAUGCCCCGAUACUUAUCCCAGGAAAGAAUAAGUAUUAUAAACUGGGAGCAGAAAAGUCUCUGUCUACAGGGUUGCUGCGACAUGCACGCGGCAAGUUCACUGCCUGCUCUACCCAACCACCGGCUAUCCAGUUGCAAAGUCUCCAGCCAACGAAUACAGGCGCAUCAACUUCUCUGAAGAUCGAUCUUCGAUUUGACCCUGCUCAUUUGGGUCAGUUGCCACCAAGUGCUCUCGCCGCCGAAUUUCAGUUGCGGGCAAUGACAUUCUUUGGGAUGGAGGCAUGGCAAAAUUAUCCAGAUCUGACUGAUAUUUCGACAUGGGGUUCACGACGAGACUUUUGGUCUGAUUAUGUGGCAUUGACACCGAUCGAUGAAAUAAAAUUGGAGUGGAAGUCCCAAGACGAAGGGGACCGCACGAUCUUCACCACAUCGAUUGAGCAUUGUGUUUCACUGCCUACCCAUCGGCGCUAUCCACCUACUUUCCAUUCGUGUUUAGUAUCUCGGGUUUACGCCCUGAAGACAACUUUGUUCUAUCGAGUACAUGGAAAGGCUCUGGGUAGAUCAUCCAUAUCGGUUUCUGUUCCAGUGGAGAUUUGUGCAACAUGA